Peromyscus leucopus (white-footed mouse) is the source of this 2413-nucleotide messenger RNA. It is a transcript of the gene Znrf1, whose product is annotated as zinc and ring finger 1. Lineage: Eukaryota; Metazoa; Chordata; Mammalia; Rodentia; Cricetidae. The record is from RefSeq and is a predicted model, not a curated record. Bases 308 to 991 code for a protein of 227 amino acids. The transcript is spliced from 5 exons.
CCUGUGGCGCGCGGCGCCCGCUCCGGACCGCGCGUCUUCGGACCUUAAGGAGAACAUGCAUUCGUCUUGGACUGUUUGAAAUUCUUAGUUUGGGGUCCCCGCUCGCUCGCUUUUUUCCGCCCCGCGGAUUUUCUGAGGGUUCCCCCCCUCUCUAUCUUUUUUUUUUUUUUUUCAUUUUCUCCCCUCGAGGCUCUUUUGUAAACCUCCCCCCCCCUUUAUGUUCGCCCAGCCCUCCACCCGCUUCUGAGUAGUGGGGGAGGAGGGUUUAGGCCUCCAGGUUCCCGCCCCACCGGGGCCCCGGGCGAACAUGGGGGGCAAGCAGAGCACGGCGGCCCGCUCUCGGGGCCCCUUCCCGGGGGUCUCUACCGAUGACAGCGCCGUGCCCCCGCCGGGAGGAGCGCCCCACUUUGGGCACUACCGGACGGGCGGCGGAGCUAUGGGGCUGCGCAGCCGCUCGGUCAGCUCGGUGGCGGGCAUGGGCAUGGACCCCAGCACGGCCGGAGGGGUGCCCUUUGGCCUCUACACCCCCGCCUCCCGCGGGACCGGCGACUCGGAGAGGGCGCCGGGCGGCGGGGGGUCCACGUCGGACUCCACCUAUGCUCACGGCAAUGGUUACCAGGAGACAGGCGGCGGUCACCAUAGAGACGGGAUGCUGUACCUGGGCUCCCGAGCCUCGCUGGCGGAUGCUCUACCUCUGCACAUCGCACCCAGGUGGUUCAGCUCGCACAGUGGUUUCAAGUGCCCCAUUUGCUCCAAGUCUGUGGCUUCCGAUGAGAUGGAAAUGCACUUUAUAAUGUGUCUGAGCAAACCUCGCCUCUCCUACAAUGAUGACGUGCUGACUAAAGAUGCGGGGGAGUGUGUCAUCUGCCUGGAGGAGCUGCUUCAGGGGGACACGAUAGCCAGGCUGCCUUGCCUGUGCAUCUAUCACAAAAGCUGCAUAGACUCCUGGUUUGAAGUGAACAGAUCUUGUCCAGAGCACCCUGCUGACUGACCCUGCUGGGCUGGCUUGCUGACUCCUCUCAAAGGUUUAUUUUAUUUAUUCCAAGUAAAUGCCCAGACCAGCUGACGGUGUCAGGCAAAUCAGGGACAUUUGCUCUUUUUACCUUCACCUCAAACUCUGAUGACAAGGGGAGAAGACAGAGCAAGGGUGAGAGUGAGGCAGGGGAUUGGACCCUGGCUUCAGGAUGCAGGUCCAAAUUGCCGGCAUGAUGUUUGGCUUCCGGGGGCCUGCCUGGACUGAACCAGACACCCUGGCCGACCAGCCUGCCCUCGGGGACACGCUGCGCUGCUGCCACCACCGUGAGAUGCAGCAGCAGUUCCCGGCCGGAUGGAGCGCGACUGACUUCUUCCGACCCACACAGGGACGGACAGCCCUGGGCCUGGGAGGAGGCUCCUCGGACACUGGACAGAGCUGAGCUUGGGACACCAGAGGGACAGGGCACCCCUUCUGCACUGACUUCCAGAACAUGGUCCUCCCUCCUCCCUGAGGACACCCAACUGAUUGAGAGCGAGUCUGAGAGAAGAAUGAAUUGACCUCUAUUCUCCCCCUCACCUUCAACCCAGGAGGGAAAGGGCAUUUUCUUUUUCACCUUUGAAAGGCGUUGUGGGUCUGUCUUUAAAGUGUUUACAACAACAAAAAAAUUAUAUAAAAAAAGUCUAGUGUCGACUGGUGUUUUCCCUCGUGAUGUUUACAGAUUGCUGUUUGCUGCCCAGCUGAAACCCACUCAGUGACAGAACCAGGCCUAGCCAUGUCUUCCCGCUACACUCUGACAGCGGGCGGGCGGGCGGGCAGGCACACGGGCACUUCCUUUGCCCAGUGCCCCAGUUGGCUCUCUGUAUCACCAACCUUUCUACUUUGGGGGGUUCGUUUUUUGUUUUCCUGUUUUCCUGUCCCAUCUUUCUGGCUUGGUUUUGCACUUUUCUCCCUUAGUACCCUGAUACCUUGAUUUCCUUGCCAAAAACGAAAAAGGAAGGCGCAGAAGAGCCCAUCGAGGACACUUCCCCCCCUCCAUUCCCAUGUCUUCCCUGCCUUUCUCCUGGAUCUGGUCCAAUCAGAGGAUUUAACAAUCACAAAUACACUGAAAAAAAUGCCUGGACAGUUUUCUUAGGCCCUUGUGGUUUGGUUGGGUUUUGUUUUUUUCUGAGAAAACUUAGACUAACUAAAGGAACAUGUACUGCUACCCCUGUUUUCAGGCACACUGAGAACAUUUUAGCCAUUGAUGUUCACACGUGGCAUCAGCCCAUGCAGGAUAGGUUUCUGUAUUUAUAUAUUAAAAUACAAAAAAACAAAAAAAAACUCACAAAAUGUUUUAAAAAUGUUCAAAGCUCGGGAGAAAAGCUUUUCUUCAUCAGUCAAGGUGUUUUGAUAUGGUAUUAAAAUAAUGUCUAAUAAAAGAUGCACCGUGUGAUCUUA